Messenger RNA from Plasmodium berghei ANKA, 564 nucleotides. Its product is annotated as conserved Plasmodium protein, unknown function. The record is from RefSeq and is a predicted model, not a curated record. NCBI's taxonomy places the organism in Eukaryota, Apicomplexa, Aconoidasida, Haemosporida, Plasmodiidae. The transcript has 2 exons. Bases 1 to 564 code for a protein of 187 amino acids.
AUGAAUGAAGAACAGAACAAUGAAAAAAAAAUAAUAAACGAUUGUAUUAUUUAUGUUAAAAAAUAUUUUGACUUACAUGAUUUAACCGUUAUAGAAAUAAAUGAACUUAUAAAAAUUAUCUUAAACAAAAAUGUGUCUCCAUUGGAAGACCUUGACGAAAAUGGAAAAUUGGACAUAUUUAUAAAAAAUGAAUUAAAAUAUGAUUUUAUAAAAAAAUUCGAGUCUUUAAAAUGCAUACUGGUUGAAAUCAAAGAAUGUACUAAAAAUUUAAAAAAACAGAAAAAAUUAAUCGAAGAUAUUAAAAUGAAUAAAUCAUCAAUUAAAUCUCCAAUAUUAUUUUCCUUAAAUCGUUUUUUAAGCAAAGCAUUCAAAUAUUUUAAACAAGAUUAUAAAUUAAAGCAAAGAUUGCAUCAAUCCUUUAUUCAUGUUGAUAGUACAUGCGAAAAUGAGGUUAAUAGACUGCAAUUAAUGUGGAAAGAAACACCUUUUUUAUACCUCAUAUUAGAAAAGUACAAUGUUAACAAAUUAAUCACGGAAUGUAAACAAUAUGUAUGUGCAAAAUGA